Messenger RNA from Lodderomyces oxycetoniae, 507 nucleotides. It is a transcript of the gene TRS20, whose product is annotated as TRAPP subunit. The record is from RefSeq and is a predicted model, not a curated record. The coding region runs from base 1 to 507 and encodes 168 amino acids. The transcript has a single exon. Gene Ontology annotation, cellular component: TRAPP complex; cytoplasm; nucleus. Lineage: Eukaryota; Fungi; Ascomycota; Pichiomycetes; Serinales; Debaryomycetaceae. Gene Ontology annotation, biological process: endoplasmic reticulum to Golgi vesicle-mediated transport.
AUGUCUUCGUAUUACUUUGCCAUUAUCGGAACGCGCGAUAAUCCGUUAUACGAAGUAGAGUUUUCAUCUUUCAAAAAUGCCACAUCUACUCUUACACCAUCCUCAUCUUCGUCAUUAGUAGGAACUUCUCCAAUAAAUAAUAGUGGAGGAGCUCAUAUUCCUGGCAGAUCUCAAUUUACACCGCCUACUAAAGAAAUUUUGCCAUUUAUAGCCCAUUCGAGUCUUGAUUUAAUAGAAGACCAAAUGUGGUCGUCCCAAGCUCUAAAUUUGGGCAAGAUUGACCAAUUUUAUGGAAUAUCAAUAAGUGCAUACUUGACUCAGGGAAAUAUCAAAUUCAUAUUAUGCUACGACUCAAGCAAGGAAGAAAAUACUAUUAAACAGUUUUUCCAGGACGUUAAUGACCUUUACGUAAAGACCCUCAUGAACCCUUUUUACAAUGUCAACGAUGCAAUUAUUUCACCGGAUUUCGACUACAAAAUUAAACUAGUAGCAAAGAAAUACUUGUGA